AUGGAGUCGAAAUCCAAUCCUGAGAAGCCCAUAGAGGGCUCGUCUCCUGAUGCUAUUGAUUCUUCUUCCAGCUCUCGAAAUGGUGCCUCUACCGAUGAUAAACCCACCGUGCUGACCACAGAGAACGUCGAAAAGUCCCACAAUGAUCUCAAUCAUGGCUACGAUCCCAGACUUGCCCCAACAUAUACCGAGGCUGAAGAGGAUGCUGUCAUUCGCAAACUUGACUGGCAUCUCUUGCCCCUCAUCUUUGUCCUCUACAGCCUUUCGGUGCUGGAUAGAUCCAAUCUGGGAAAUGCCAGAAUUUCAGGCAUGGAGAACGAUAUUGAUCUUUCUGGAACCCGCUACGAUUGGCUGGGCACCACUUUUUACAUUGCCUACAUUCUAUCCCAAUGGACCCAGAUUGGUUGGAAAGCUUUCAAGCCCCAUCGGUGGGUAGCCGUCGUUGUUUUCCUCUGGGGAUUCGCCUCGAGCAUUCAAGCGGCCUGCCACAGUUGGGCCGGCAUCAUGGUGUGUCGAGUCUUUCUCGCCAUUUUCGAAGCUGCUUAUGGACCUGGCGUACCUCUGUACUUAUCCUUCUUCUACCCUCGAGAAAAGCUCGGCUUGCGAACAGGCAUAUUCUUGUCUGGCUCGGCCGCAGCGAAUGCUUAUGGCGGUGCCCUAGCAUAUGGUAUCUCUCAAGCUCGAGGAAGUAUCGGUCCAUGGAAGAUACUGUUCAUCGUGGAGGGAAUCCCCACAUGUAUCCUUGCCAUGGUGGCAUGGUUCUUUCUUCCAGACGAUCCACAGAGUGCCCGUUUUUUGAGCGAGCGAGAACGUGAGAUCGCAGUCGAUUUGUCUCUGCGCCAACCUGGUGACAGGACAGGGAACAAAGGGAUCCAAUGGAAGCAAGUCAUUGGCGGGCUCAAAGACUACCGAUCAUAUUUGCCGCCUAUCAUGUACUUUGGCUGCAAUGUUUGUUUCGCAUCACUCCCAUUGUUCGUACCGACCAUCAUAUCUGAGAUGGGUGCCUUCACCACGAUUCAAUCCAACGGGCUCUCAGCCCCGCCAUACGUCCUUUGCUUCAUUGCGAUCGUUACUGUUGCGUUUCUGUCUGACCGCUUCAGAAUGCGCGGCCCGUUCUUAGCCGGAGCCGCUUUGAUAGCCGCUGUGGGCUACAUCAUCCUGGCUACCACCUCAGGUGUUGCACCGAGGUAUUUUGGUCUUUUCCUCGCGUCGCUGAUCUUCGUUUCUGUGUCUCAAUGCCUUACAUGGGUCGGCAAUACGCAUGCCACAGACAGCAAGCGCGCGGCAGGUCUAGCAUUACUCGCCACCGGUGGACAAUGCGGACCGAUCCUGGGCACCAGAAUCUUCCCCAAGUCCGACAAGCCAUAUUACCGCAAGGGAAUGUGGAUCUCGUGCGGCGCUUGUCUGCUCGUCGUGGCUGCAGCGUGCAUCCAGAUGGUGAUUUUGCAUCGCGACAAUAUCAAGAGAGAUAAGAAGUACGGAAGCAAUAGAGAGACUGUUCACCUCGAGAAGCCAACUGAGUGGGGCGAUGAUAAGCAGUUCCGAUAUGUAAUUUGA
This is a messenger RNA of Exophiala aquamarina CBS 119918, 1557 nucleotides long. RefSeq lists its product as uncharacterized. Gene Ontology annotation, cellular component: membrane. Gene Ontology annotation, biological process: transmembrane transport. The coding region runs from base 1 to 1557 and encodes 518 amino acids. The transcript has 3 exons. Gene Ontology annotation, molecular function: transmembrane transporter activity. Lineage: Eukaryota; Fungi; Ascomycota; Eurotiomycetes; Chaetothyriales; Herpotrichiellaceae. The record is from RefSeq and is a predicted model, not a curated record.